AAUUCAUUCUCGGGAAUUUGAAGUAAACCAGGCGAAUUCAGAGAAAACUGUACCUUGAUAUUAAAAACAUCAUCAACGAUGGAAGAAGAGGAUGACUGUCAGUCCCCAAUUGUCGACGAGAAACUUUCCAUCGAAACGAAACUGGACGUUUCAGCAAGUACCGAGUUGGAGAUGAAAAAAUCGGUACCAAAAGAUUCAUCAGUGGAUCUUCAAGUUCUGACCAGCCGAUCUAUGGAACUCUUCAACCGAAUGGAUCUAGAUAAAGAGAGAAACGAAGGUUCAUCGUUGGAUCAGCAAGCGCCGGCGACAGAAUCCAUACCGGAAGUGGACAACGAGGACAACUGGUUGUCGUAUCUCGAUUGCGACGCGAUCUUCGACGUGACUUGUGAAAAUCUGUCCUAUUACAAUUCGACCAAAGCGGAGAAAGGUAGCGACAGUGAUCUCGACGACACGUUAACGUUCGACGAUGCUGAAGACUGCGAGACCUUGGCUCGAGACGAAGGCUCGUCGAACGAUUCGUGCUGCCAGCAAAUCGUCGACGAUUUCGAACGAUUGCCGAACAGAAAUUUCGUUGUUUCGUCAAAAAUAUCAUCGAUGGAGAUCAAGAUCGAUCGUCCAGCCGCAUCUGAGAAUGCAGCUUUGACGGAGGAUGAAAUCACCGAGAGUGAAAUGAUAAAAGAAAGUAGCAACGAUGGCGACAAAGAGAAUUAUAAUGAAAAUUUGCGAGAUGAAUCAAAGAAUCUUGAUGAUGAUAAGAUUGAAAAAGAGGAGCAGCUAUUGUCCGACACUUACGAUUUCUCCAGCGACUCCGACGACGAACAGGAGAGGAAGUUGAUUUAUUCCUCCCCUACUGUGAACAUUUCCGCUUACUUCAAGUUCAGAGAUAAUUUGAAGGAUUCGAAACUAGAAGCAGCCUUGAAUCGGCUCGAUCCGAAAAUGCUUCGCGAUAAAGAACCACUGACACUGGAAGAAGUUGAAGAAACGUCAACAAAGGAGCGAACGGAUGAGAGUGAAACGGAGAAGAGUUUGAUAGAACCUGCGGAAGAAAAAGGACCAAAGUACGUGGAAUCAAGGUCUCCGGAGGGAUAUCUGGAAGAGUUAGCUCGGAUCACCGAGUCGAGUUGCCCGAAAACCGAGGAGCAGGUGCAGGAAAGAUUGAAAAGGAUCGCCGAAGGGAAAGCGGAAAUAGAAAAGUGGAAGAACGAUGCGUUGAAGGAUCUAUCGGUAGAAUUCGAGGAGGUUGAGAAACUCCUCCUGGAACAGAAAGCUCUGAAGAAAAAUCAGUCAACCGAGGAGUUCGACAGCGAAUCCGAGGAAUUUCUGAAAACCGACAUCGAGAUGCCUUUGACGAAAGAUCAAAUAGCUGAGAGUUUCAAAUCGAAAACGGAGGAGGAGGACAAACGUCGUACGGAAAUGUUGCAAGAAUGUAUACAAGUUAUUCCGAGAGACGAAGACACGGAACAGUCCGUAGAAGAAUCAUUUGAUGAUGAAGUAAGAACGAAGAAGUCUGAAACUUUGAGUACGAACGAUGACUCGAAAGCUGUUGAAACAAUAGUCGGUGGAAUCGUGCAGGACAUUAUUCUUGACACAGAGGAUUCUUUAUUUUGGCGGUUUGGCACGGACCAGGAAGAGAGGACGUAUAUCAAAGGGAAAGUGUACGAGUUCGACGAAAAGAAGCAUGGCGCCAGAAUGACCGAGGAUUUCCUGAAGAAGCAUUGCAAGCUGACCAAGCUCUAUCAGACACCUUAUUUGAACGACGUGCUCUAUCUACAUUUCAAAGGUUUCUCUUUCAUCGAGAAUCUAGAAAAGUACACGGGCCUGAAGUGUCUCUAUUUGGAGAACAACGGUAUCCGGGAGAUCGCCAAUCUGGAGAAUCAAAGCGAAUUAAAGAGUUUGUACCUUCACAACAACCUGAUCAGCAAAAUCGAGAAUCUUCAUUACCAGACGAAGCUGAACACACUGAAUCUAUCUCACAACACUAUAAGGAGGAUCGAGAAUCUCGAUAGCCUCAAGUUCCUGAAUACUCUAAACCUGUCGCACAACUACAUACAAGACACCGCUGACAUUGAGCAUCUCCGAUUGCUCGACAGUCUCUCGGUACUGGAUAUUUCUCACAACAGGAUAAAGAGCAAUCAAGUUGUUAAUAUUCUAGGGGACAUGAAGGAGUUAAGAGUGAUUUGUCUAACGGGCAAUCCAGUUUUGAAGCUGAUCAAACUGUACCGAAAGACGAUGAUACUGAAAUGCAAAAAUCUGAGAUAUCUCGACGACAGACCGGUGUUUCCGAGAGACCGUGCCUGCGCCGAAGCUUGGAUGCGCGGAGGGCCGUCCGAAGAGGAUGCCGAAAGGAAACGGUGGAUCGAGGCGGAGCAGAAGAAAAUCAAUGACAGCGUGCGAGCCCUGAUAAACAAAAGGAAGCUGUACAAACCGGUCGGGACGUCCGAAAAGGAGGCGGAGGAUAAGAAGAAGACGGCGGAGGAUGAAGAAGAAGUAGCUGCCACGAGCAAGCUCGUGUGCACGAGCAACGAACUGCUCAAGCUGGAGAAGAAGAAAAAGUCAGCUGUCUCAUCCCCUUGCGGCUCCUCCGCGUCCUCGUCCGACGAAGAGGUGGAGAACGACGGAUUCGGGGAAAAAGUGAUCGAGAAAAGCGACGGAAACAGGCCAAUGGCGGAGGAAGAAAGAAACCCCACCGUCGAGGACACAGCUGAUCUUUUGUUGCCCUGGAAAAUCCAGACGUCGAGGAGCAAGAAGUCGGUGAAAUUAGUGGAAGAGCUGACAGAAGCGAACGAGUACGUAGCAGGUGACGCGGAGAGGAAGAGGUUCGGCAAGGAAAUUUUGGACGAGAGAAGAAGCAUCGACAAUCCGCCGAGAGAACUGGCCCAUUACGAGAAACUUGUCCCGGAGACGAGCAAUGAGACCGAACUUACUGCACGGUGUUCUAAAGAAGAAAGAAAAUCCUUCGAAAGUACCUCCAUCUCCUGCGAUAUUACGUGCCCGAUGAAAAUUGAAAAUCAAACUGUCUGCAAAGAUAUCAUAGAGAAUUAUCGAAGGAAAGACGAGAGGUAUCCUUUCGGUGGUCAAUUAAGCAGCAUCAGACAGGACAUGAAGGGAUUCUGUGCGGACAUGGACAAGUUUGUCCAGGACAACAAGAUCGUUUUCGAGAACGGCGAUGUGAAAGGAUUCUGGGGCGAGAAGGAGGUGAAAGAAUCGCAGGGAGAUGAAGAAACAGAAUCAUCGGUCAAGGAAGAAAACGUGAGAUGGUGGAACACGAAGGAGAGGAAAUUGAAGGUACAGAAGAUCCUGGAGGAGCGAGAAGAGAAGGCGAAGAAAAUUGAAAUCGUCGAGGAAAAUGAUAAAAAAGAAGAAAUAAAAGGAGUCUCGCCUUCUGAUAGCGUUUACGAUCUGCUGAAUUUAAGAACGUGUUCGGAGAUUCUUUUAAAAGACGUACAAACUUAUCCCAAAAAUGAAGAAUCUGAAUCCUCUGAAUCAACAGAAAAAUCGGAAGAAUCUUCUUCGAGUGCUGUUUGCUUUUUAUGUAACGAACUGAAUAGUAAAAAUCGAACGAAUGGAAAAUUGAAAAUAUCUAAAGCGGACAGUCAUUGCGAAUUGCCAGCCAUCGAAGAAUCCGAAGAAACGAUCGAGGACACUGUUCAACGUAACAAAUUAAAAAAGCUCCACGAAAAGGAACCUGUCGAUGGUGUAUUAAUUAAUUUAACCGACAGCGAGUCAGAUAACGAAUCAGUGGUAACUGUGAUUGAUCUUUACGACGAAUCCGCGAAAGGAAGCGAAUGUUUGCUUCCGAAAUUGAAGGAUUCUGCUGUAAACGUGAACGCUUUAAAAGAAGGCAAGUCUAAAUGUUUCCUUCGAGUUUCCGAGGGUGUCAAGAUGGAAAAUGAUAACACAGAGACUCAUCGGUCGAAGGUUGAAGAUUCGAGUAACGCGAUAACUUCGAAUCAUUCUUUGAAACCGCACAAGAGAAUUGGCGACUGCGACAACGCGGAUGUCGCUGUCAAAAAGUCUCAUCUAAUCGAAGAAAUUGAUUCAGAAAGGGAUUUAAAUAACCGAAAAGUCGAUCACGAGGUAGUGGAAAGAUGUAGAAGGCACAUGAUGAAGGAAGCGAAGACGUUUAUGAAGAAGAAAUCGCCUUUGAUCGAUAAGUACGUAGAAAAUUUUAUAAUCAAUAAAAAGUCCCAAGGAAAUGUUAUUUCGAGGAACUACGAGCAAAUGGAUUUCUUGGAUUUAACUUGUGCGAAAACGAUUUUCCAAAAAUCUUUCGACGAUUCUGAAAAGUCUCAGAGGAAACUCAAAGAGUCAUCCAACGUGAAAGAAGUGGAAGAUAAAUCGAAAUUCUAUAAGUCAAACGUCGAAUCGAUCGCUGAUCUUCUGAAGGAUUCGGAAAAUUUCGAAAAACAUGAGAUCAAGAGGAGCAUGGAUCUUUAUAAAGAUUUCUGUGAACACUUGGAGCAAAAGAACAGCGAGAGGACACUUCUGAUCGAGCCGGAUUUUAUGAAAAGCGAGAAAAUAGAUGCCGAGGAAAAGAAAUGCGAAGUUCUAUCGUCAAUGGAGACGGAACAGUCGAAGGAGGAACAAACAAAGCCAUUGAUCGAGGUGAUUGCAAAUGAUCCACGAAACCUGGAAGACCUGGAACAGGCUGAAGACCGAUCAUCCGUUGACUCGGAAGCUUUCACGAUGGAUCCCGCGUUAAGAGAUAAGAUAUUGAAGAGUAUAAACGCCCCAAAAAGUGAGGAGCAGAUCGAAAGAGGGAGAAGGUCGGCUGACAAAUUGAUGAAGAUCUCCAGAGAAGCUAUGGCUAAAGGGAAACCGAUGCUAGAUCAACCGUCCAGUAGCUGUAUUCAACAAUUAGAACCUGACGAAAGCAGAAUAUUCUUUAAGCAUCUAUUAAACGACGAUUCCUCGAAAAAUCUGAAACAAAAUGUUAAUAUAAAAGCAGAAGAAUGUAACGAGUUAUCCUCCAACGAUGAUACUAGUCAAAAGAAAAAUGAUAAAAUAAAGAAAAGUCUGGAGUUACAGGUCGUGCAAGAAAACUGAAAGCAUUCCCAUAGAAAAAA
Osmia lignaria (orchard mason bee) is the source of this 5066-nucleotide messenger RNA. RefSeq names its product defective transmitter release. Gene Ontology annotation, biological process: axoneme assembly. Lineage: Eukaryota; Metazoa; Arthropoda; Insecta; Hymenoptera; Megachilidae. Gene Ontology annotation, molecular function: protein binding; dynein complex binding. The record is from RefSeq and is a predicted model, not a curated record. Gene Ontology annotation, cellular component: axoneme.